AUGAAAGAGUUUCCCGGUAGAACCCUAUUUCGCCCAAGUUGUUUCAGAACCGGAAAAAAGAAGCGGGUUUUCACACAGCUUGCGCAUAGUGCAGGUCCCACUUGUAUAUCGUAUUUGGCCGAAGAAGCAUCGGACAGGUUGGAGUUCUUACCUUCUUGGGAUUCCAUGGACCAAGAUCUGCUUUUAUUAUAUGGGCAAUACCGAUCUACUUUAGUAGAUCAUAUGGAUGUAGAAAAAGCUUCUCAUUUUGAUGAAUUGGAAACAUCUCUUUUCCAUUUCUAUUUACCCAGUUCAUAUCUUUGUUUCAUGUGUUCCCCGGAGGAAUUCGAUCUCUUCACAUAA
This is a messenger RNA of Lactuca saligna, 342 nucleotides long. Lineage: Eukaryota; Viridiplantae; Streptophyta; Magnoliopsida; Asterales; Asteraceae. The record is from the annotation of a GenBank genome assembly.